AUGGAAGCUGAUCACUCUAUUUUAUUUAGAUAUGGUAUUCGAAACUCAUUUACUUUUGAAAAUAAAACAGCAGAAGAAUCCCUAAGAGAUCUGUCGAUUCGUCUUCAUACCUUCAAACUAGAAUUGAGAUGCAAAAGAAAUUUGUUACGACACUACGAUUACUGCUUACUGGAUUAUGAAAAAAUACACGAAGGAAAACGUUACUGGUCUGCAGAAGACAUAAAUGAUUUCAAAUGUGAAUCAGAGACAUAUUUCCACUUAAUCAUUAAACAAUGCACGGAAAUUUCAGUGUUAACAGGAAUGCAUUUUCAAAAAGCACCAACACUUUGGACCAAUGUGCCAUCAAAUUUCGGAGCGCGAUCUCCAAUGACACUCAUCAAUCGAUCUACUUUGGAAACGAGAUCAUCUUCAACACAUGCUGUAUUUUUUUCAGGAAGGUUUGGAAAAAAAGAAAGAGAUACUCGUAACGGAACAGUAAAACAUGAAAAGGAAGGUGUCGAUGAUUGGUCUUUGGUUCCAGUGACUACCGAAAGAAGCCAGUUGACUAAAACCAACUACCUUAUUGCUAAUCAAGAAAACGAAAUUUUAGUAAAUAACAAACUGCUGAAAUCAUUUCCUGCCUCAAUAGAACAACUUACAGAUAUAUUAGAAGCUGAUCAUAAGACUUUACUGUGUGGUAUAAAUAUGGGGCAACUGAAGAAAACUCAUAUAGAAAUUUCACUAACUCGAGAAGUUCUAAAACUUGGAAAAAUAUCUGCCGGCUAUCUCCGACAAUUGCUUAAAUAUCUGGAGACACAAAUAUAUUUAUUUAUUCAAGAACUCCUUCAGUAUCGAGACCCAAAGCCUAUGGCAAGCAGCCAAGAAAAUAUUCACGAAAAAACGUUCAAUGAUACAACUGAUGGAUAUACGUACUCGUUUAAAGAAAGUAAUUCGCAAAACGAAACGAAAUCGUUGUCACAAUAUUCAAAUAUGGAGAUGAAUUUAAAAUUUCGAAACUCAAUUGACCAGAAAUCUAAGAGAGGCUCUCAAAUGCUUCUCAAUAUCCCAAAUUUGGAAAAACCCAAGUGCCUCCAAAUCUCAUAUUGCAAUAAUGUAAUUAAAAGAGUGAUAAGCCAUACAAAACACAGAUUAUCCGAUAUGCCAAAGCGUUUGACUAUUGACCUCAAAUUAAAUAACCUCAUGUUGUUAUUAUUCUGUUGUAUUUUCUGUUAUUUUACGUUACCUGUGAUUAUGCAUGAAAUCAGUCGAUUUUCCGAUAGUUCUAUGUAUGACAGCUCCACUUUAAAAUUUUAUUCAUACAUCAGGCAUACAGUGAAAAACGCAACUGAAACAUAUUCAGUCUUGUGUUCCAAACUUUUUGACAUCACCUUGAGCCUUCAAUAUUCAGAUGGUUAUCGUCCUAUAUGA
This is a messenger RNA of Schistosoma mattheei, 1407 nucleotides long. The record is from the annotation of a GenBank genome assembly. Lineage: Eukaryota; Metazoa; Platyhelminthes; Trematoda; Strigeidida; Schistosomatidae.